Messenger RNA from Dendrobium catenatum, 1277 nucleotides. RefSeq names its product quinone oxidoreductase PIG3. Gene Ontology annotation, molecular function: oxidoreductase activity. The transcript has 6 exons. Bases 81 to 1058 code for a protein of 325 amino acids. NCBI's taxonomy places the organism in Eukaryota, Viridiplantae, Streptophyta, Magnoliopsida, Asparagales, Orchidaceae. The record is from RefSeq and is a predicted model, not a curated record.
AUGUUAUAAUUUCUAUUGGUCUUGGUGUUCACUGCUACUAAAACCCUAAGCGCAUAACCGGUAACUUCUCGCCGGAAACGAUGAAAGCGGUCGAAAUCACAACUCCCGGUGGGCCGGAAGUUCUCAAGCUGCAAGAAGUGGAUGAGCCAGAGGUCGCGGAUGGCGAGGUUCUCAUCAAAGUGGAGGCUGCCGGCGUUAAUCGGGCCGAUACUGUUCAGAGGAAGGGAUCAUAUCCUCCGCCGAAGGGCGCCAGCCCGUUCCCCGGGCUCGAGUGUUCGGGCACAGUCAUUUCCGUCGGCCGAUCCGUGGACCGCUGGAAGGUUGGAGAUCAGGUAUGUGCUCUUCUUAGUGGAGGUGGAUAUGCAGAAAAGGUGGCCGUACCAGCUGGGCAGGUGCUUCCGGUUCCAAAAGGCAUAUCUUUGAGUGAUGCUGCGAGCUUUCCAGAAGUGGCUUGCACUGUUUGGUCGACAGUCUUCAUGAUGAGCCGCUUGACUGCUGGGGAAACUUUUCUGAUUCAUGGGGGAUCUAGUGGAAUCGGCACAUUUGCUAUCCAAAUUGCCAAGUACUAUGGGAUACGUGUAUUUGUCACGGCUGGGAGUGAAGAGAAACUCACCGCCUGCAAGAAUUUAGGUGCUGAUAUUUGCAUAAAUUAUAAAACUGAAGAUUUUGUGGCUCGUGUUAAGGAAGAAACUGGAGGAAAGGGUGUUGAUGUUAUACUUGACAAUGUUGGAGGAGCUUACUUUCAGCGUAAUCUUAACAGCUUAAACUUGGAUGGAAGGCUUUUCAUUAUUGGUUUCCAGGGAGGCACAAUUACCGAGGUCAACUUAUCAUCCAUACUUGCAAGACGCCUAACUGUACAAGGUGCUGGGCUGAGAAGCAGAAGUCCUGAGAACAAAGCAGUGAUUGUAGCAGAGGUGGAGAAGCUUGUUUGGCCAGCUAUUGAAGCAGGUAAAGUGAGGCCCAUUGUCUACAAGACUCUUCCACUUGCUGAAGCAGCAGAGGCUCACAGGAUAAUGGAGAGUAGUGUUCAUGUCGGCAAGAUAUUACUGAUUCCAUGAUCAGGAGGCAAAUGUCUUGCUUACCUUAAAAACACCUGUUUGAAUUGGCUUCAUGUUAAUAAAAGCGUGUAUGACAUGCAUAAUAGGGGGGUUUUGUAUGCCAUGCAUAAUAGAGUAUGUAUUGGUAUUUUUUAUGUAUGAUAUGGGCUCUUUCAUGAAAAUUCACUUGACUUGGGGGUUUUGUUAUUUUUAAUUUGAAAAAUUGAGUGUGCAAGUAUA